CCGCCAUGGCCGGCGGCGGCGCCCCGGGGCUCCUCCCGCUCCUCCUGCUGCUCCUGUCCGCCGCCGCCAUCAUCCCCCGAGGUGAUGGUCAGAACUUGGUGACAGAGGACGUGACCGUGGUGGAGGGGGACGUGGCCACCAUCAGCUGCCGCGUCAAGAACAGCGACGACUCGGUGAUCCAGCUCCUGAACCCCAACAGGCAGACCAUCUACUUCAGAGAUUUCAGGCCCCUGAAGGACAGCAGGUUCCAGCUGGUGAACUUCUCCAACAGCGAGCUCCGGGUGUCCCUGACCAACGUGUCCAUCUCUGAUGAAGGGAGGUACUUCUGCCAGCUCUACACCGACCCCCCCCAGGAGAUCUACACCACGAUCACGGUGCUGGUCCCACCACGCAAUUUGGUGAUUGAUAUCGAGAAAGAAACCGCCGUGGAGGGAGAGGAGAUCGAGCUGAACUGCACUGCCAUGGCCAGCAGACCAGCCACCACCAUCAGAUGGUUCAAAGGCAACAAGGAGCUAACGGGCAAGUCGGAGGUGGAGCGGUGGUCCGACAUGUACACGGUGACCAGCCAGCUCCUGCUGAAGGUGGGGCGCGAGGACGACGGCGUCCCCGUCAUCUGCCUGGUGGAUCACCCUGCGGUCAAAGACUUGCAGACACAGCGUUACCUGGAAGUCAUGUAUAAGCCUCAAGUGCGGGUUUCUCAGAAUUACCCCUUGCAAGGCCUGACGAGAGAAGGGGAGCCGCUGGAGCUGACGUGCACAGCCUUUGGAAAGCCACAGCCUACGGACAUGAGGUGGUUAAGAGUAGAUGAUGAGAUGCCUCAACACGUUGUAGUGUCUGGUUCAAACCUUCUCAUUAGUAACCUAAACAAAACAGAUAAUGGUACAUACCGCUGUGAGGCUUCCAACGCGGUGGGGAAAUCACAUGCGGAUUACAUGCUGUUUGUAUACGAUCCCCCCACAACUAUCCCUCCUCCCACAACAACCACCACCACUACCACCACCAUCCCUACCACCAUCACAGACACAACGGCGACGACAGAACCGGCAGUUCACGGCUUUACUCAGUUGCCCAAUUCGGCCGAGGAGCUGGACUAUGGGGAUCUCUCAGAUUCCCGCGCAGGUGAGGAAGGGGCCAUACGGAGUGUGGACCAUGCUGUGGUUGGUGGCGUCGUGGCCGUCGUCGUCUUUGCGAUGCUUUGCCUGCUCAUCAUUUUAGGGCGAUAUUUUGCCAGACAUAAAGGUACAUACUUCACUCACGAAGCCAAAGGAGCAGAUGAUGCGGCCGAUGCAGACACAGCCAUCAUCAACGCAGAGGGGGGACAAAACAACUCCGAGGAAAAGAAAGAGUACUUCAUCUAGAGCAGCCUUGGUUCCCAUGAGGUGUCCAACUGUGGACGGUUACUACUGGCCCUAUUUAAACGCUACAAAGACAAAGUGAUCUUGGAAGUUGCAACCAGCUUGUGUCUUUUUUUUUUUAAGGAAAAAAAAGCAAAUGGGUGGAGAGCGGUGAGGCCGGGAAGGUCUGGGAUUUGCUGUGUAAAAAUAUUCCUCGUAAAGUACACUCUGCUGUUUGACACCUCAGUUCGUUUGGGUUUUCUUUUUUUGGCCAAGUCCAGCUUGGAUUUAGUUUAGUGAAGUCAUUUGCAGAAGAUUCUGUGCCUUGUUUAAUUUCUGUUCGUUCGGGUCGGGGGGAGGCUGGGAAGAAGAGGGGCUUCUGUGCGUUAGUUCCCUUCGGGUUUCUGUGGCUCUUCGUUUCCCCUUUCCUGUUUCUGGAGUUGCCAGCUGGGACCCCGUGGAGUAGGUGCGUUUCUCUGAAGGUGUUUCCCCUUUUUUCUCUUCACCGGUUUCCGUUCAGAACUCGAGCUCAUCGGAGGAGAACCAGCACAUUUUAGAUGCGUAGUUUGCAGUUCAGUGUGCCCAUGUCCCGUUCCCCUGUUGCCGUCAGGGCUCGGAUAACACCCCCCAAGCCCCCUUUUGUGGCUGUUUCAGGUGCUUUCGAUGGUGGCGGCUGGGAAAUGGGCUGGAGCUCGGCAGAGGCGCUGCGUGGCCGCGGGGAUGCGGGAGCAGGGUCCUUGCUGGGCAGGCAGAGCCCUCCCGGGUGCAGGGGCUUCUCCUCAUCCUCUCCCCGCUUGGCGGCCAUGGAUUCAGCAGGUAAAGCCCCUCUGACGUGUGAGCCCAGACCUGGAGAGCGGCUGGAUGAACAAAACUGCCUUUUUUUUCUACCUGCUGAGUAAAACGCGGGAAUUUGUGUUGAAACGAGCGUGCUAAUGACCACUAAAGCCAUAGGUGCACAGGAGACUCUGGCUCAAUUGGAAUUGUAAGCGACAGGUAGCAAACUGCAGCGGGAAGACGGUAUAAAGUUAUAUAUGCUGACUUUUUUUUGGUGAGUAAUCAUGGAUUUCGAGCGAUACUUUUUUAUUGUGUUUAUGUGGCAAAUGUAUCUGAUUUAUUUAAGGAAAGCAUUAAUCUUAGUGUCAGGUUUGGGGAUUUUUUUACGGGUUUCGGGGGGGGGGGGGCCAUUUCCGUGCGUUUGUUUUUUAAUUGCUGUCUUUUGGCAGAACCAUUACAAUGUGGGAUUCCCUCGGGAGCGGGGCGGCCUGGCGCAGCACGCGGGCCCGUUCCCCGGCACUACUCCUCCGUCUUUUCCCCUCUUCACGAGCAGAACCUCGCGAAACACCCGUUUUUUCCGAGCAGCUUUUGUCGAGCGCAGCUCUUCCCUGAGCCCUCAGCACCAUUGCCAAACCCCAUCGCGGUGAGAAGCAGCCAGGCUGGAGCCGGGGGCUCCGCGGCACGGGACGGGCAUCCUGGCCUUGAGCAGCCCAUAUUUGUUUGGAAGUGUACCGUAGUGCAGUGUUACCGAUGUAACUUUGACUUACAAUGUUGACAUGUCUCAGGUUCAUGUGUUUGAUUGGUGUUUUCCGUCUCAGGUAGAUUGCAAAAUUUCGGCCCCACGCAUUGGAAAAAUAAAAAAAAAAAAAAAAAACCCCACACGUAAAAACAGGAGAAAAACCAGGAAAUUAUUAAUUUUAGUUGUAUAUCGGUUUAUGUAUUUUUUCUUCAGUAUACAGUGCACUGUUGAAAUGUAUUGUUGAGUAUUACUUUGUACAGCUUUAGAUCAUUAGGACUUUGAAGCGUGAAGAAAGAACAACCUUGUUUAAAGGAGGAUCACAAAUGAAGAACGCAGAACUGAUGAUAAACAACCUUGUUCUUUAUUUACCCGGCCUUUUUAUUUUUCCCCCUUAGGCCAGUUCUGUUUUAAGGUGUCCAUGGAAGAUGUUACAGUGUAAGAAAAUACAUAUCCAUCUGUUCCCAUUCACAUUUUGUAUUGGUUCAUGUAUCCCAUUUUUACAAAGGAAAAGAAGUACUAUAAAAUAUCUGUCUUCUUAAUAAAAAAAAGUUAAUGUUACAAAA
Onychostruthus taczanowskii (white-rumped snowfinch) is the source of this 3410-nucleotide messenger RNA. It is a transcript of the gene CADM1, whose product is annotated as cell adhesion molecule 1. Lineage: Eukaryota; Metazoa; Chordata; Aves; Passeriformes; Passeridae. Gene Ontology annotation, cellular component: synapse; neuron projection; plasma membrane. Gene Ontology annotation, biological process: cell recognition; detection of stimulus; susceptibility to natural killer cell mediated cytotoxicity. The transcript is spliced from 12 exons. The coding region runs from base 6 to 1358 and encodes 450 amino acids. The record is from RefSeq and is a predicted model, not a curated record. Gene Ontology annotation, molecular function: signaling receptor binding.